Molecule: messenger RNA, 2451 nt
Organism: Phytomonas sp. Hart1
Lineage: Eukaryota; Euglenozoa; Kinetoplastea; Trypanosomatida; Trypanosomatidae
Source: the annotation of a GenBank genome assembly
AUGAAGCCGUCAUCUUCCGCUUUAAAAUCUACUUCGAGAUCGUCCUCGCUGAAGCAUUCCGUUUCAUCACUCCCUAAGAAGAGGAAGCCCCCACAUCACCUUCAGAACUCUAGCUCCAAGGAUGCUAGUUCUUCUUCUUUAAUCAUCAAGCCUAACACAAUAAAAAGCGGCAGAACAGACCAUUCUGAAACACAGCAUCGUAGUAAUAGUGUCAAUUCGAGAGUAGGUAAGUCUUUACAAGCGCAUCCAUCAAGUACCAAAAACUCGGUGACCUUGGUGCGUCUUCCAAAACCACCUCGUCUCAAGCGUGUUGAUGCGGGUUUGAAGAACCCUCCUUUGCGUACUCAGGGUACGCAUACAGGAGUGCAUUCGAGAAGUACUUUCCUUCCUUCAGUAGGGGGUGCAGGUGCUGGAUUCGCUUCGCGUAGACAUCAUCAUGCACCCCAAUUAAGCCCUUGGGAUGCCAUCACGAAGUUAAAACAUUGGAUUCAAUCCCAGCUGAUUUUACGCACAAUCAGGAAACCAGGAUGCUUGGCCCAGCGCGUUCAAAUAAAAAUCGAUCAUGAGGAGAGACUAGCGAAGAUACGGCAGCGUUGUGCAAGGCGUGUCGUUAAGCGUUUCCUGGUAAAUUACGUCGUCAAGAGAAGAUCACUGCGCGAAGCAUCUAGUUUUAAAGGUAUUGAUGAACACGCCCUACCUUUGAUGAAAAAAGUAUUUGAAGCGCUGCUUCAAAACUCACUCUAUGCUAGGCAUGGUGAUUUAGAUCUUGCUCACCAGAGGCCUUCACGCUACAAGCAAGCAAUCAUGCGGAUUGAGCAAGCCUGGCUGCGAAGUGGGACCUAUCGUACGCAGAUGCAGCGCCUCCGUUAUCAGCUCCUUGAAAGAAUUGAGAGUAUUGAAAGACGUGAUCUAGUGCGACAGCGUUUGAGCUUUAUGAUACAAUCCCAUCAGCUUUUUUACAAUAGCUUUAUCAUGAUUUCUGAAGGAGCUGCGUGGCGCUCCUAUUUAUCAAACCAAACGUCUAUUUUCGAUUCGACUGGUGAAUUAAAAUCAAAAGGUAUUUACAUCAAUGAGGAUGAGACUUUGGUUCUGAUGAAUUCCCUUGAUAGUUCUUCCAUACAGUGCUUGCUUCGGUUUCUGUGCGAGGACGAUGACGAGUCUGCACAGGGGGGUGAGCCAUACUCAGAGGACGAUAUUAUACGCGAAUGUUCUCGCCGUCUCCUUUUUUCUAAGGAAGAAUGGAAGCUUCUAAAGGAAUCUGGUAAGGAGAAACUUGAAGGCAUGCUACGUAAUGCCACCGCGUUGAAAAAAGUACAAGACGAAAUAAUUAAGUGUAAUCAGGUCAUCGGUAGUCUAGAUUCGUUUUCAGGUGCUGAGAAUCCCAAGAAGGCACCUCAUCCUCUAAGCAUGAAAACACGCGCCAUCUCAUUUACAACUUGCACGCUGCCGUAUUUUCUCACUCAACGUCGCUUCUUUGAAUCGGGACGUUCUUCAAAUUUUUAUGGAAGCUCAGGUCUUGAAGUGCAGCUAAACAAGCCUCUAGUCAACGACGACGAUAGUCGCUAUGUUUUGAGCGAUGGAUUCAUUCUCCAUCCGGCCAAUGCCAAACGGAGUCUUUUAUUCCGUGAGUAUGAAGUUGCUCUCAAAAUAGCUCGCGAGCAUUGUCAACCCGUUGCCAUGACUCCGCUUGAUAAUUCUUUCGUGAUAAAAGGCUACUCUAGUAGAAUAACGGAGUUCUACCUUGAGCCUACCAUGUCAUUGCAGGGAUGCCGUCUUUAUCCUCAAUCUCAGGUCGGGUUUUAUACAAGCAACAUCAUCUUAGGAGAUUUGUGGGCAGACUUUUUGGAAAGGUUGCAGAAUAAACAAGGGUGCUUCAUAGAAAAUUCUAAAACUAGACGAAGAACAGGGUCGGAAAAAUAUUCACUUUGCGCUGCACCACGUGGUGAGGAGGGGUCAGAAGAAGGAAAAAGCCGAGGUGGUAAGUGGCGCCACAAUAUAAGCGAUGAGCCCGUCCGACGGCGCCGAUGGCCAAUUCCCCUCUAUUUGCUUUUUCGAGAUGACGAUGUAGCUGCAGCGCCGGAAGGCUCAGGGUUUUUCAUCGAGGAUUGCAUUGACAGUUUGAAAAGGAAAACGUGCAACUACGGAAGUCGCCUCUUUUCAUGUGAUCAAACGUGUACAUCGGCAAAAUCCCAACUCGAUGCAAGAAAAGAAGAUUAUUCGAUUAAAUUACUAAACAAAACAGACUUUGGGGAAGUUGAGUUUAAGACAAAUGAUUCACAAAAUUGGCUUAGUUUUUUGCUUAUGGUAGAGCAACUUUUGAUUCAAGAACGCAAACAUCGCUUUAAGUUAUCUCAAAGUGCUUUGACACAGCAUCGUAGUAUGUUAAGAUUACUUGAUUUACAAGGUGGAGGAAGAAAAUCCUCAAUGGUACGGAAAGAAAAAAUUGCUUGA